AUGACUUUAUCAUCUCUAUCCUGCUCGGGACUAGCAGUAGCUUAGAAAGCUUUGCUUCACAAUUCACCUAUACAUCCCUUUGAACUUGCUUAUUGGUAUGGCUGGUUGCUAUUCUUAGUAGUUUAUGCAAAUAUGAGAUAUUAAAAGAUUGAUACAUUCAGUAUGAGUAAGGAAGCCAUUCCUACACUGAUUCUAAGAGGAACUAUAGGAGUAUGUGCUAAUAUCUGCUUUAACAUUGCUCUUCAGCUUAUUUCUAUGUCAAAGGCUUCUGUACUAUUUUGGACUAACCCAAUAAUCAUAGCUAUACUAGGAAGAGUGUUUUUGAAAGAGAAAUUGACAUAUUUUGAUUGGAUAGCCUGUUUUCUGGCUUUUAUUGGAGUUCUCCUAAUCUAAAACCCAUUUUAAAGUUAGCCUAAGUCAGAUGAUACCUUUAGAGAUAUGAUGGGAACUUUUUUCGCUCUGCUAGGCUCAGUAUUAGCAGGUAUAGUUGGAUUCAGUGUGAGAAAAUUAGCAGGUCGAGCUCAUUACUUUUUCCCGACUCUGUCAUUUGCAUUUUUUAAUAUACUAAUGACUCCAGUGAUGAUGAUCUUCAAGUUGAUAAUCGUAGAUAAUACCCUUGUAGUUUAUGGGCAAUUUGAAAUCCUUAUGAUUAUACUCAUUUCAGUGCUUUUGUAUCUCGUAUUACUGUUUUAAACUUGGGCUUAUAAGUAUGAAAAAGCUGGAAGACUAGCACCUAUUUUGUAUAUUCAGAUCAUUGUUAAUUGCCUUGCUGAUAUAAUGAUAUUUAGAACUUCUCUUAAAUUGAACUAGCUUUUGGGAGGCUUGCUUAUACUCACCAGUAAUCUUAGCAUUGCUGUACUAAAAUGCUUGAACAUCAUCAAAUGA
Stylonychia lemnae is the source of this 885-nucleotide messenger RNA. The record is from the annotation of a GenBank genome assembly. Lineage: Eukaryota; Ciliophora; Spirotrichea; Sporadotrichida; Oxytrichidae.